AUGAGCAUCUCGCAGUUUCCGCCGCCUGCUUCUCCAUCUCCGGCGUCUUCAUUGCGAUCGCUGGCUUCUUCAUCUCCAUCUUCGGCGAGUGUAUCAUCAUCGAUGAGGCUAUGGAGACCAGCUUCUCAGCGGAAUCUUAGGAAUCAGUGGUCAAAACUGUCGACUUGUCGGCAACAGUGGAUCGCCGCUUGUUCCGGCGGAAGAUCUCACGCUACUUCGCUCGUCAAUUCGUAUUUAUCCCAAAUGUAUGUGCCGAUGAUGGAAUUUGGUGUGUUGAAUGAGAUGUUGGACAUCAAGAAGAAAGCCUUGAAGAAGCUGUUCAAGCAACAGAGUUCCAAUCGAAUCAAGCUUUUAUCGUCCUACAAGGAAAUGGUAGCUGUUGUUGGUGAGAUGGUGAAUGCAAGUAGAUCUCUUAGAUGUUAUAUGAAGCCGAGUAGCGGGUCACUUACACAGUUCUCUGGCUCUAAGGAAGAUGCAAAUGAUGCUGGAGACUGCGGUGGUGUCCCUGUGUUCAACUUUUGGAAUGUCUCUGCAUUUGAGAAGAUGGCUGAGGAACUUGUGGAGAUGUUCAAACGAGAAGUAAUGCUAAAGAGAUUGCUCAUAAUGGAACUGGUCUCUUUAAGCGCUGAAGUUCUUCAACCGGCCAAGCUCAGUUGGUCAGUGGAGCUUUACCAUGGGGAAUUUAAUGAUCUCACCAGAUGUUCUUUAUAUUCCAUGGAAGGAUCUGAGCCAAUUCUCCCCAGAGUGAAAGAAGAUAAUCUCGGUAUUACUUCUGUAUCACAUACUAACCAGCCAGCCACAGAAAUUUUGCAGAUUUACUUGACAACUUGGCAUGCAGAGGUGAACGUUGACACUCAUAGGGUGGAUGAGAUAUUAGCCUUGGUUGGUGAAGAAAUUAGAGUCGCCUUCUAA
Messenger RNA from Microthlaspi erraticum, 912 nucleotides. The record is from the annotation of a GenBank genome assembly. Lineage: Eukaryota; Viridiplantae; Streptophyta; Magnoliopsida; Brassicales; Brassicaceae.